Synchiropus splendidus (mandarinfish) is the source of this 2384-nucleotide messenger RNA. Its product is annotated as caspase-8-like. Bases 33 to 1790 code for a protein of 585 amino acids. NCBI's taxonomy places the organism in Eukaryota, Metazoa, Chordata, Actinopteri, Syngnathiformes, Callionymidae. Gene Ontology annotation, molecular function: cysteine-type endopeptidase activity. The record is from RefSeq and is a predicted model, not a curated record. Gene Ontology annotation, biological process: proteolysis; negative regulation of extrinsic apoptotic signaling pathway via death domain receptors. The transcript has 10 exons.
GUACUGAAUGGGUGUGUUAGAGCAGCGCCUGGAUGAGCAGCGAGAGCUUGAGUUCGUUGUUCUACAGCUAUUUGAUGCUCAGACAAACAAUUGAAGAAAGGAGGGAGGAUAAGGAUCUGUGGACUUCUUACCGGAUGAAGCCUGAGAACAGAGGCACCUGCUUGAUCAUCAACAAUGAGAAGUUCAAGACUAUGACAGAGCAAAAGGGGACGAUGAUGGAUGAAGUAUAUGCAACUCAGGUGUUUCAGAGUCUUGGGUUUGAGGUUGAGAUUUACAGAGACUGCGACAGGAAAACCAUUCUUUCUAUCAUCAAAGAGACGGCAGCAGAAGAUCACAGUCAGGCGGACAGUCUGGUCUGCAUAGUCUUCAGCCAUGGGGAUGAGGGUCGUGUGUUCGGGGUGGAUGGUCGGGCCGUCAUGCUCCAGGAGCUAACAGCUCCCUUCACUGGAUCCAAGUGUCCGAGCUUGGCUGGGAAGCCCAAGAUGUUCUUCAUCCAGGCCUGUCAGGGAGAGAAGAACAAUGAUCCUGUCACCAUCGAGGCAGACAGUGGGGUCGUCAGUGAUGCUGUGAAACCCCCCACCAUCCCUUCUGAACCAGACUUCCUGCUGGCAAAGUCUACUGUCCCGACCUUCUGUACCUAUGGAGAUCCGGGACAGGGGUUCUGGUUCAUUCAGUCGUUGUGUGGACUUCUCUUCGCCUUGGCGCCAAGGAAAGUCGACCUUCUGUCUAUUCUGACAAGGGUCAAUGAAGACGUCAGUGCAAUACUGGAAUUUGUCUCCUCCCUAAGAAAGAAAGUCAUCAUUCCAUCCUGUGGUGUUCAAAUCCAGGAGACCUCGUAUUCCAUGUGCAGAAUUAAGCGUUCUCACGCGUCUUUUUGGACCCAAGAUUGUCUCUCCUCAAUGUCUGCUUUGGUUGAGGUCCAUGACAGACAGUCUGCUGGACGAGGACGUGGAGCUGGACCUACUUCCAUCAAGCAUUUAAGACAGACUCCUACCUACAUGGGGCAGCUACUGUCCAUUAACUAUCUGAGGAUCAGAAAGGGGAUUGAAGAAAACAAAGAAGAUAAGGAUAUGUUUCCUACUUAUGCCAUGAAGUCUGAGAAGAGAGGCACCUGCUUGAUCAUCAACAAUGUGAACUUCAAGUGUUUGAAAAACAGAGAAGCAACUGAGAUAGAUGAGAUUUUUGCGAGAUCUGCGUUUCCCCUGCUUGGGUUUGAGGUUGAGAUUUACAGAGACUGCGACAGGAGAACCAUUCUUUCUAUCAUCAAAGAGACGGCAGCAGAAGAUCACAGUCAGGUGGACAGUCUGGUCUGCAUGGUCUUCAGCCAUGGGGAUGAGGGUCGUGUGUUCGGGGUGGAUGGUGGGGCCGUCAUGCUCCAGGAGCUAACAGCUCCCUUCACUGGAUCCAAGUGUCCGAGCUUGGCUGGGAAGCCCAAGAUGUUCUUCAUCCAGGCCUUUCAGGGAGAAAAGAACAAUGAUCCUGUCACUAUCAAGUCUGACAGAGGGGUCGUCAGUGAUGCUGUGAAACCCCCCACCAUCCCUUCUGAACCAGACUUCCUGCUGGCAAAGUCUACUGUCCCGACCAAUAGCACAUUUACCUAUGGAGAUCCGGGACAGGGGUUCUGGUUCAUUCAGUCGUUGUGUGUACUUCUCCGCACCCUGAAACCAAGGAAGGUUGACCUUCUGUCUAUUCUGACAAGGGUCAUUGAAGAAGUCAGUGACAAGGAAUUUAACUCUUUGACGCAGAUGCCGGAAUUUGUCUCCUCCCUAAGGAAGAAAGUCAUCAUUUGAUUCUGUGGUGUUCAAAUCCAGGAGACCUCAUCUCCAAAAUAGAAAAUUGUCCAGAGAGGCAAUGCGGUACUUUGUUCGCUACCUGACCCGCUCAACUCGUGAGUUCCUACCUGUGCAGGCCAACACUCCACCUCACAAGCUGUUUCACUCUUAAAUUGACAGUUGAACUACUGUUUAUCAUCAUCUUCCUUGACAAUCUUUAAUUUGCUUGUCUGUGUUUGAACAAUGUUCCAAUGGGAUGACACCUAGUGGAUUUAAACUGGAAUGUAAAAGAAUAUUGUCUCUAUUGAUAUCAACAAAACAUGUCCGAGGUUUCAAUUAUUUACAAGGAUGUCUGGGCAUUUAAGAGUGAUUUAUUUUGAAUGAUUGUAUGACUAUAUGCAGACUGGUUAUUCUAUUUUAUUUUUUGUGGCACAAUUGUUGUUUGUAAAUGUGUUAUGUUUGAGUGUCCAUUUUGAGUCUUUGUUUGAGUCUAUUUUAUUAGUCCAAUUAAACAAAUCACUUUGACUUCAAUAGUUUCACAUGUAUUUCACCACCAUUUCAUCACCAUUCACGAUUCUAUCUGGGUUUCCACACCUUUCAAAAAUAGAUAAU